AGUCACCUUCAGUUGUGUUCAGAGUUUUUCCUCCAAUGACGCACAGACUCACCUGAGAUGGAGUCAGCUAAGGCUUUGUGGAAUCAGCUGGGCUGGCCUCAUAUGCAUUACUUGUUUGCUCUACUUUGUCUUGUUACCAUUGCCUUUAAAGUUACAGUCUUGUACCUCCAAAGAAGAGAUAUGCGCCACAACUUCAAAGCUUUUCCAGGACCACCAGCACACUGGCUUUUUGGACAUGCUAAAGAGUUCAAAAAAGAUGGAAACGUUCUGGAUAGGAUUGUGGGAUGGGGAAGGCAGUACUCUUACACUGUCCCAGUGUGGAGUGGUCCCUUUGUUUGUUUCCUCAACAUUCAACAUCCAGAUUAUGUGAAGACUAUAUAUGCAACAACAGAGGCAAAAGAUGAAUUAGGAUAUAAGUUUAUUCAGUCUUGGAUUGGUAAAGGUUUAUUGGUUUCAAAGGGUGAAAGGUGGUUUCGGAACAGAAGGCUCUUGACCCCAGGUUUCCAUUAUGAUGUUUUGAAACCAUACACUAAACUGAUGGCAGACUCUGUUAAAACGAUGUUGGACAAAUGGGAAAGUUAUGCAAACACUGGCGAGUCCUUUGAAUUGUUCGAACAUGUGAGCCUUAUGUCACUGGACACCAUCUUAAAGUGUGCUUUCAGCUACAGCAGCAACUGUCAGACCAAGGGUGGAAGUAAUGCAUACAUCAAGGCAGUUUAUGAGCUCAGUUAUUUGAUUAACCUGCGGUUCAGGACAUUUCCAUACCACAAUGACCUGAUUUUCUACCUCAGCCCACAUGGUUUCAGAUACAGAAAAGCAUGUAGAGUGGCUCAUGAUCAUACAGAGGCGGUCAUAAGAAAGAGGAAAGAAGAACUAAAGGAGGAGAAGGAGCUGGAACACAUACAGGCCAAAAGAAACUUGGACUUUCUGGACAUCCUUCUCUUAGCAAGAGAUGAGAACCAGCAGGGUUUAUCAGAUGAAGACAUACGAGCAGAAGUGGACACCUUCAUGUUUGAGGGCCAUGACACCACAGCCAGUGGCAUGUCUUUCAUCCUCUACUGUCUGGCCUGCCACCCAGAACACCAGAAGAUGUGCAGGGAGGAGAUCAUUCAAGCCCUGGAUGGCAAGGACACCAUGGAGUGGAAGGAUCUCAGUAAAAUUCCAUACACCACAAUGUGCAUCAAAGAGUCCCUUCGCCUUUACCCUCCUGUACCGAUGAUAUCCAGAAAGACCACGAAACCCGUGACCUUUUAUGAUGAAAGGACUUUACCAAAAGGUUGUCACAUUGGAAUAAAUGUGUAUGCGAUUCACAGAAAUGAAACUGUCUGGGAAAACCCUGAUGUCUUUGACCCACUGCGUUUCCUACCAGAGAAUGCUUCCAAAAGGUCGCCUCAUGCAUUCAUUCCCUUCUCUGCUGGGCCAAGAAAUUGCAUCGGGCAGAACUUUGCCAUGAAUGUGCUGAAAGUGAUGACAGCCCUGACACUGAGGAGGUACCACCUGAUCGAGGACCCCACUCAGAAACCCAAGCUGAUUCACAAAAUUACACUCCACUCCUCCAAUGGCAUCCACAUCAAGAUCAAACCUGUAGACCCACAAGAGUGAGAGGAAAUUACAGUAGGAGAGGAUAUAAACCUAGAAAAUACAUUGAUCAGUCAGGGUAAUUUGUCAGGAGUUCACAUUUCUUCGUUUCUUAUAGGGCUCAAAAGGGUAAACGUAGCGGAGGUGGAAAAACUGCAAUGCAUUGUGGGCUUUGCGGGCAAUUGGAAAGUUGUUUAUGUUUCGCGAUGCUACGCUUGUGUUCUGUUGUUGUUUUAGCAUUUUAAAAGUAACUGUGUCGUUUGAAAAUGGUGCAGACUUGCUGUGUCAUUAACUGCCACAAUCGUUCUCACGAUCGCUACAGGAAGAAGAUCGAUGGGCUGAAAUAGAACUAGGGACAAAUCUAACACAGCUGUGCAGUCAGGACUUUUAAUCCCGUUUUUAAAAAAAGAAAACAAAACUACACAUCUUGAUGUCACUAAAAACAUUGUUUCUCAGUUGUCUCCACAGGAGUAAACUUGUCCUAAAUUGUGGUUAAGAAGUGAAAGUAAAAAAUAAAGAUAAACACCGUGUUGUGCCCACCCAUGUAUGACGAUGGAGAGUUAGAGAUUUAUGGUGUGAAAAUGCCCCUAAUUCUGGAAUAACCAAGAAGCCCAUACAUAUUUACCACAUAAAUGAAGAGUGGAAUUUAGGCUUCAAAAUAUUUUUUGUUUGAAAUAAAUUGGUCCAGCAGACACCAAGAUAUGUUAAGCAAGCAAACAGGCAGCACCACACGGAGGUGGGACACAGUGAGGCCUGUAAAGUUUACAUACCUCUGAAAUGACGACGGUCUUCUCUUUAAGGCGUAAAUUUCGGAGGUCCUGCACCCACCCAAAGUUUGCUUGCCCACGAGCCCUUAAAGAUUUGCCCAGUCCAUUUAAAUCUCUCGCUUCACGUCUCUCUCCCGGCGCAACGCAAUGUAAACAAAACAAUUUGCCCGUAAAAAUGGCGCUGGUUACACACAAUGCAUUGCGAAGUCACAUGCUCUUUUGAGCCCUAUAUUUCCAAUAAAACCCUUACAGUGUAAAAUCACAAGCACAUAAUUGUAGUACAGUAUUUCAUUUAGUGGCUGAGUAUGUUUUUGAUUAAAUUAGUUGCUGAAAAAGAAGUUGUAUAUGUAUUUUAGAGUCAUUUUCUCACACUGUAACAGUUUUUAAUGAGAUAUUUUAUAUGUGAAAAAGGAAUAGGAGGACAACUGCACAAAAUCAGGACCAAUCAGAACUUUGAUCUCAUCUGUGACGUGAUGUCUGCUGAACUCACCCUUCACUCUGAAUGGUAGCAAGUGUUUACACUGCAGGAGAAACAUGUUUUUAUUUUUGUUUUUAUUUCCUCAAAACCAAGAAAAACUGCAUUCAAAAGGAAAAACAUUGACACAUGGUGGGCAAAGUAUAAAAGUGCGUGUGGGGGUGGAAACUUAAAAAGUAACUAAACCCCCUAACCACUUUUUUUUCCAGUUGAAAAGCAAUGUAUAUGGGUAUUUAGUAGUGUUGUUGACUGAGUCAGGUCUAAAUCUUCACAUUUGAGUGUAAAGUAUUCUACAUAUUGUGUUAAAAUAUGCAUAGUGGCCGCCCUCUACAGGUUGAUACCUGGCUAUUGUAAUUGAAUUUUGCUAUGUGCUGUUCUGGUGCCAAGUGAGGUAUAUAUGGAGGCAGCUCUUGUCUGCAGAGGAAAAUAUGGCACAUUAAUUGCCUUCUGGACACCUAUUUCUGCACCUCUGGUCCUAAACAUACAGAGUAACACCACUUUACAUCAGAAAUUUGAUGUUAAAAACUGCAGCGCUAUGUUAAUCAUGACACAAGGUGGCUCACUGUUUUUCAAAUAAAAAACAUCUACAAAACUUA
Messenger RNA from Epinephelus lanceolatus (giant grouper), 3416 nucleotides. Its product is annotated as cytochrome P450 4B1-like. Gene Ontology annotation, molecular function: monooxygenase activity; iron ion binding; oxidoreductase activity, acting on paired donors, with incorporation or reduction of molecular oxygen. The record is from RefSeq and is a predicted model, not a curated record. Lineage: Eukaryota; Metazoa; Chordata; Actinopteri; Perciformes; Serranidae.